UAAUUUUGGAUAACUAGACAUUUUACAAUAUUUAUGGAGUAAAAAAGUGACGGAGAAGUUAUGUACACCGGCGCGUAAUCUACCGUUUUUUCACAAACACGAGUUUCCUGUUUUUCCAUUUUUGCUUUCUGAAAAAUGAAACCACAUUCUUUUUCUUACUAUACUAAUACUAAUAAUAAAUACUUAAUUGCUCAAUCAAAUCAAAACUAUAGAGUACUAUAUAUUUGAUUUAUUUAUAUUUCCAGUGACUAAAUCUCCAUUAAAUCUCCUUCAACUUGUAUGUAGUACGAAGGUUUUUGUUAUUAUUAUUUGAUUUUGUACAAUGCUGGAAUGGCUCAGUACAGACAAUCGGGUGCAUUAGGUAUUACUAACAAUGGUGGUGUUGGUGGAGUUGUUCGGAACGGCAUCGUAUCGGAUCAUGUAUCUGUUGGGAUUCGUUCGAGUAAGCAGCAGCAGCAAGCGAGGAAUCAGCACCGUAGAUUGAAGUCGAAUAAUUGGAAGAUCUCGAUUGGUGCUAUUAUUGUUAUUCUAUUUGUCGCCUUUGUUGUUUCUGUCUCUGCUUUCUUCUAUUUCACAUCUCAAAAUACAGCUUGUGAGAUGAAAAUUUUGAAUGCUAGUUCUCUUCUUGUGGAACCCUUGGAAAGUCGAAAGUUUUCAAGGUUUAUAUUGCAGUACACGGAAACAGAGUACCAGCCUGUUGACGAUGCAAACUGGCAACCAAGAUUUUCUGGGCAUCAAAGUCUGGAAGAACGUGAAGAAUCUUUUCUUGCACGCAACCAGAAAAUAAACUGUGGUUUUGUUGGAGGUCCUGAAGGAACUCCAAGUACCGGAUUUGACUUGGCAGAAGAUGAUGCAAAAUACAUUAGCAGUUGUCACAUUGCUGUAGUUUCUUGCAUCUUUGGAAAUUCAGAUCGCUUGAGAAUACCAGUGGGCAAGAUGGUCUCCCGUAUAUCAAAGAAAAAUGUUUGCUUCGUUAUGUUUAUGGAUGAAGCUACUCUAAAAACUCUUACAGCUGAAGGUAAGAUGCCAGACAGCAUGGGCUUUGUAGGUUUAUGGAAGAUUGUAGUGGUAAAGAAUCUUCCUUUUUCUGAUUUGCGGAGAGUGGGAAAGAUACCAAAGUUAUUGUCUCAUCGGCUCUUUACUUCAGCCAGGUAUUCAAUAUGGUUAGAUAGCAAGCUUCGUCUGCAGCUUGAUCCCCUACUCAUCUUGGAGUACUUCCUGUGGCGAAAAGGUUAUGAAUAUGCAAUUUCCAAUCACUAUGACAGGCAUUGUGUGUGGGAAGAAGUUGCCCAAAACAAGAAGCUUAACAAGUACAAUCAUACUGUUAUAGAUGAACAAUUUGCAUUUUACCAGGCUGACGGAUUGCAAAGAUUUAAUGCAUCUGAUCCAAACAAGCUUCUUCACAGCAAUGUACCAGAAGGAUCUUUUAUUGUGAGGGCUCACACGCCAAUGUCAAACUUGUUUUCAUGCUUAUGGUACAAUGAGGUUGACCGGUUUACUCCCCGUGAUCAGCUGAGUUUUGCAUAUACAUAUUAUAAGUUGAGAAAGAUGAAUCCGGACAAGCCUUUUUACCUCAACAUGUUCAAGGAUUGUGAAAGGCGAAAGAUAGCUAAAUUGUUCCGUCACAGAUCAGAUGAGCAGAGGAAUAUUAUCUCUCAACGUGAGACAGAGUAAACGUGGAGAGGAACUCCUGAUUUUGGCGGAUGAUUCCUUUUUUUUUAUAUGCAUCGCUAUAUUGUACUUGCUUGCUGGAAAGAGGUCAUCAUACCAUAGCCGUUGUGAUUGUGUCUGUUGUACAUUACCAGUAUCUUCUCUAGAGAAAGCGAUACACGUCCAAUUAUAUUGACUCAAGCAAAGCAAGGGGGAUUCUGCUGGCUCAUCUUUCUGUUAGAAAGAACACACCACCAGCAUUACAGCUUCCAUUCUAUUAAUUUCAUUGUCUUGACCAACUCCUAGUGUUAAGCAUAUCCUAUACAUUACCCCUUGUAUCUAUAGGAGUUGGUGAAGAAAUACCUGAAACGAUAUGUAUUCUUUUUCUAUGAAACAGCUUGCCAGUUUAUUGUUUCUAA
Messenger RNA from Capsicum annuum, 2069 nucleotides. Its product is annotated as probable hexosyltransferase MUCI70. NCBI's taxonomy places the organism in Eukaryota, Viridiplantae, Streptophyta, Magnoliopsida, Solanales, Solanaceae. The record is from RefSeq and is a predicted model, not a curated record.